CAGCCAGCAGAAAAAAACAAAACACAACAAACCACAACAAUCCAACGGCGAAUGGCGUCGGGAUUGUACAGUAAACAAGCAAGGUUGGUGCCGACGAAAACGGACGAAAAAUGGCUCGGCGUAAUGUGUGGAGCGGUGAGGAGACGAUGGAGCUGCUCGAGAUUAUCAAGGAGCAUAACUUUAUGCAGCUGUUCGCAUCCGUCAGCCGUGGCCAGAAGGAUUACCAUGUGUACCGACUGAUAGAGGAAGAAAUGCAGAAGAAUGGCUUCGGUGGCAAAGACGCAGGACAGAUUUAUCACAAGUGGAAAAACCUGAAGCGAGCAUUCUAUCAGUCGAAAAAGUUGAACAAGGGGCGUGCCAUCUGUGAGUUCGCCGAAGAGCUGGCCGAUAUACUGGAGAAACCGUGCGCCAUGAAGCGCCGCGAGCCAGAUCCACCAGCUGAACCGGUGGAGGGUGAACCAGCUCCGGUAAAGAAGCGAAGCAACACUCAGAUCAAAACGAUCCGCAGUCAAAUUGUGACGAAACUUGCCAAAGCGCAAAACGAUAACUGUGAAGAGUUCGCCAAAAAGUGGAACGAUCUCAACGAUUACGAGUUCAAGCUGUACAAACGGAAGGAAAAGGAACAGACCGCCAUCGUGAACCGUUUGCUGGAGGACAGCCGUACGACGCUGAUGAGUCGCUGCAGGGAUAUACUGGCCGGGCGGGAGAUAAAGAUAAACGAAAUCGGCGAAGGCGAGGAGGAGGAGGACGACCCCUUAAACAUAAUUGAAAUAGAGACUACGGACGUGGAGGUUGCACCUGGGGAGGAGGGUACGGUUAAGGAUUUUUUAAAUUCGGUCAAGUUCGAAUAAGCCGACGGGACGUGUUUAGACAAUAAGUUUUGUGACCGCAAUUCGGUAAUAAAUGCAAACGGCCCGAAAAAAGAAAGAUGGCCAAAGGUUCAAA
Anopheles gambiae (African malaria mosquito) is the source of this 945-nucleotide messenger RNA. RefSeq lists its product as uncharacterized. The coding region runs from base 111 to 851 and encodes 246 amino acids. Lineage: Eukaryota; Metazoa; Arthropoda; Insecta; Diptera; Culicidae. The transcript has 3 exons. The record is from RefSeq and is a predicted model, not a curated record.